This is a messenger RNA of Desarmillaria tabescens, 1656 nucleotides long. RefSeq lists its product as uncharacterized. Gene Ontology annotation, molecular function: 2 iron, 2 sulfur cluster binding; flavin adenine dinucleotide binding; oxidoreductase activity, acting on NAD(P)H. Gene Ontology annotation, cellular component: cytoplasm. NCBI's taxonomy places the organism in Eukaryota, Fungi, Basidiomycota, Agaricomycetes, Agaricales, Physalacriaceae. The record is from RefSeq and is a predicted model, not a curated record. The transcript is spliced from 16 exons. Bases 1 to 1656 code for a protein of 551 amino acids.
AUGUCUGCCAAAUCGCUCCCCGUUCUCGAUGAAUCUGAGCUUAAAGAUGGAGAAAUGAAGGAAGUCGACUUCGAGCAAGGAAAGGUUCUUCUCUCGCGUUUGGGAGACAAGAUACAUGCGACCAGUGCUUACUGCACCCAUUACGGAGCACCUCUUGCUAAAGGUGUACUCACUCACGAUGGAAAAGUAACAUGCCCUUGGCACGGAGCUUGCUUUCAUGUUUCCUCCGGUGACAUUGAGGAUGCUCCCGCUCCGGCUGGCAUUCACUCCUUCGAAACCCGCGUCAAAGAUGGCAAGAUAUACGUCAGUGCGAACCCCGCAUACACACUUAAGGAGAAGAUGGCUAGGCCUCCCAAAUUAUCUACCACGGGCUUUGAUGCUGUUGGCAAAGGAACGAUCAUCGUUGGGGGUGGUGCCGGGGCUUUCAGUCUCGUGGAAAGUUUGAGAGAGAAUGGGUAUAAAUAUCCUAUUACCAUCCUAACCAAAGAGCCAUAUGCCCCAAUUGACCGAACCAAACUGAGCAAAGCACUAAUUACAGACCCAUCUAAGCUGGAGUGGAAGAAUGCCGCGGAACUCAAAGUCAAGUUUGGGACCAACGUUCGAACCGGAGUCACUGUGACCUCGAUCGAUUUUCCAAAUCGCAAAGUCAUUAUUGAUGGCAAGGACUCACUUAUUUACGAUAAAUUAGUUCUUGCAACUGGAGGAACUCCUCGGCGACUACCUAUACCAGGCGCAGACCUUGAAAAUGUAUUUACAUUCAGGACUGUCGAGGACGCUCGAAAGGUUGAUGCUGCGGCACAGAAGGGAAAAAGAGUCGUCGUCAUCGGCAGCUCUUUCAUCAGCAUGGAACUUGUCGUUGCACUAGCCAAACGGGGACUGGAAUCAAUCGAUGUUAUUGGAAUGGAGAAGUAUCCAUUCGAGGCCGUGCUGGGUAAGGAGGUUGGUAAGGGGCUUAUGAAGUAUCACGAAUCACAAGGUGUCAAGUUCCACAUGUCUAGCAAAGUCGAGAAGAUCGUAUCUCACGAAGACAACGACAAACUCGCCACAGGUGUUGUUGUUAACGGCGAAACGCUGCCUGCCGAUUUCGUUAUCAUGGGGGUCGGGGUCCGCCCGGCCACGGACUUUUUGAAGGGACUCAUUGAAUUGGAGGCUGAUGGUUCUGUCAAGGUGGAUGAGUAUCUUAGGGCUAUUAAAACACCCCCUGGAGUAAAGGGUGUGUUUGCAAUUGGUGAUAUUGCAGUAGCACCAGUGGUGCAAAAAGACCGAGUCGUCACGUUCGCCCGCAUCGAACAUUGGAAUGUUGCAUCAAACCAAGGUCGGGUACUGGGAAGGUCGAUUGCUGGUACUCCUCGGCCUUACACUAAGCUUCCGUUCUUUUGGAGCGCACAGGGUCAACAACUCCGGUACGGUGGCUACGGUGCCGGUCAUGACGAAGUCACGAUUGUCGGUGACCCAGGGGAAUUAAAGUUCAUAGCCUACUACUCCAAGGGUGGUAAAAUCAUCGCUGUUGCCAGCAUGCAAAAUGACCCCGUGGCCAGUAAGGCGCUGCAGCUCUUGAGGCUGGGAAUGAUGCCUACGCUUGCUGAGCUGAAGGAACGAGGAUUGGAUAUCAUGUCGAUUGAUAUUUCCACUCGGAAUGUCUCUCCGACAGAAUAA